UACCUCUGCCUCUUCCUUCCUAAACCCUGAUUUCCUUUUCAACCCUAAAAAUGUCUUCUUCUCUUGUCCUCCACCACGCUCGCCACCUCUCCAGCGCCGCUGUGGCCGCCGCCACCGGAGCCUCGACGGCCUCCUCCGCGAUCUCCAUCUCCAAAGCCAAAGCAAAACUCAGGUCAGAGUUCGACCCAGACAAAGCCCUAGAAAUUUACUCUUCCGUUUCUGACCACUACACUUCUCCAGUCUCCUCUCGCUACGCCCAAGAUCUCACCAUCAAGCGCCUCGCCAAGUCUCGCCGCUUCGCCGACAUCGAAACCCUCAUCGAGGGCCAAAUAAAUGACCCCAAAAUCAUCCAGGAACCCUACCUCUCCACCCUUAUUCGCUCCUAUGGCGUCGCCGGCAUGUUCGAUCAUGCCCUUAGGAUGUAUAACCAGAUGGACGAGCUCCGCACGCCACGGUCGGCGAUUUCGUUCAACGCUCUGCUCUCGGCGUGUAACCGGUCCAGGCUCUUCAAUCGGGUUCCCCAACUGUUCGAAGAAAUUCCUCAAAGCCACGGGAUUUCGCCAGACAAGGUUUCGUACAGCGUGUUGGUCAAGUCGUAUUGCGAGUCUGGCUCGCCUGAAUCCGCGAUUGCGAUAAUGAAAGAAAUGGAAGCGAAAGGAAUUGAAAUUACUGUUGUCACCUACACGACGGUCUUGGAUGCUUUGUACAAGCAGGGGAAGAGCGAUGAGGCCGAAAGGAUUUGGAACGAUAUGGUGAAGAAAGGGUGUUCGCCUGAUGUUGCAGCUUAUAAUGUUCGGCUAAUGCACGCCCAUGACGGAGACCCAGAAAACGUCAAGGGAUUGAUCGAGGAAAUGAGCAAUGCCGGGCUGAAACCGGACGCGAUUAGCUACAAUUACUUGAUGACUUGUUAUUGCAAGCGUGGGAUGAUGGAUGAGGCCAAGAAGGUCUACGAGGGAUUCAAGGAGAAUGGGUGUAAACCAAAAGCAACAACUUUUAGGACUUGGAUAUAUUACUUGUGCAAAACUGGGGAUUUUGAGCAGGGCUACAAGGUGUUCAAGGAGAGUGUGAAGGUUCAUAAGGUGCCGGAUUUCAAUACCUUGAAGCAUUUGGCCCGGGGACUGGUCGAAAAGUCGAAGAUGAAGGAGGCGAAGGGAAUGCUUAGGACUGUUAAGAAGAAGUUCCCGGCGAACUUUUUGCAUGCUUGGGGGAAGCUUGAGGAAGAGCUUGGUUUGGCUUCUGCUCCUUCAGAAGCUGGUGAAACACAAUAAGAUGGGACAGUGAGUUAAUAAGGAAUUCAUGAUGCUGGCAAUGGAUGGUUCGUUUGCAUUUUCCAUCUGCUGGGGGGAGUGCAUGUUAGGAUUGUUAAAAUUCUUUUGAUGGGUAAUGGAAGCCAGAUGGGCGGCUUUCAACAAAGCUAUGUCGUGGUUCAAGAUUCAUUCUUGGUUUGAUGCCCUUGUUUCUGGGUCAAGUUUUGUGAUGCGAAUAGCAGUGUGACUUGAUAACAUGCAAAAGCGCUUGUUCAACUUAUUUCUUCUC
Molecule: messenger RNA, 1536 nt
Organism: Diospyros lotus (date-plum)
Lineage: Eukaryota; Viridiplantae; Streptophyta; Magnoliopsida; Ericales; Ebenaceae
Product: pentatricopeptide repeat-containing protein At4g36680, mitochondrial
Exons: 1
Coding region: 51-1268 (405 amino acids)
Molecular function (GO): protein binding
Source: RefSeq, a predicted model, not a curated record